GCGGCUACUGCAGCAAUUGAUUCGCUUAAAGCAAAGGCCCCGUGGGCCUCGCCUCGUUCCAUACCCUGGUAGAUUACAGCGCUAGAUCUGGGUCCCAUCGAAAAUAAUUCAUAAUUCAUAUUUCCCCGCUUCUUCCUCGCAAAGGGGGUGCCUGGGUACUGGGAUCACGGUUGCCCCUUGGCCUAUAUUUACGGCUCAGGUGAAGGUUCCGCAUACAGCACGAUUAAAGACUUACUAAUGCUCCACUACGGUAGUUAUAACUUUAGAGUAAGAUGUCUGAAGGCUAUUCUCUACGGCGGGAGAAGUCCUGCAGGGACUAUGAAACGGACUGCGGCAAAACCUGGGAUGAUUUCGUUGCCUGUUGCCCCUCCGAUUCAUUUUGCCUGGUUGGGGAGAAUACAUGCCGGAAAUCGCACGUUGGAAAUGUCCCGGAGCAAUGCGCGAACGGUACUUGGAACCUCUUCCACGCGAUUGACUUUUUUUGCUGUGACCAAGGAGAAUUCGCUAUCAAGACAGUGAAAACCGGAAACAACGUUCCAGAUGGAUACGUCGGCUGUGUAAUGUCUGAUUAUCCCUCGAAGGAUUGGCUAAGCACCUUAACAGUGAUGAGGUCUGGAACAGUUUCUUCGACUCCCACAUUUUCGGCCACUCUAUCCUCUUUCUCGACCGUUUCAACUAGCUCAAGUACCUCAACUACACAUACCGCAGAGCCCACAACAUCCCACACCCCUGAGCCCUCUCCACCAUCAUUCAGCACGAAUACCGGCGCCAUUGCAGGAGGUGUUGUUGGUGGGGUAGCCGGAGCAGCCAUCCUCGCUGCCUUGGUUUGGUUUCUCGCACGUCGCAGCAAGGCGGAGAACAUGGUGUCUCCGACAGGUGUCCACAGCGCUUCGGGUAUGCGGACAGUCGACCAUGCAUCCAAGAUCCAGAGGCACACAGUUCAGGAACUUGACGCUGCGCCACCAGUCUAUGAACUACCUGAUGGCUCCGGCGAUCGACAAUAAUGGAUGCUUUCUAGAGUAUCGGCUCUGUACCUCCUUUGUCAUAACCAGGUUGUGCGACACUUGUAUCUAUACCACUGUUUAUAUUUCGAACAUGCAGCUUCUCAACGAGCUAAGUAUUCAUGUACAUACCUAAAAGUCCACGAUUAUACAGAAGGUUUUUCAACUCACGGAUUCGACCUAUCCUCAAGCAUCUGGUCUGAAACCAGGCGAGAUAUCCUUCGCCAGGUGGGAUUACAGCGUCUGCAUUAUCCGGAUUAGCU
Aspergillus pseudonomiae is the source of this 1264-nucleotide messenger RNA. RefSeq lists its product as uncharacterized. Bases 273 to 1004 code for a protein of 243 amino acids. Gene Ontology annotation, cellular component: membrane. The record is from RefSeq and is a predicted model, not a curated record. The transcript has 2 exons. Lineage: Eukaryota; Fungi; Ascomycota; Eurotiomycetes; Eurotiales; Aspergillaceae.